CCCGAGAGCAGGAAGAUGCGGGGAGGGGACGAUGACGACGGGGCGUCCGCCGCCCAAUCACGGCUCCGCUCUAGGCGUGGCCCCGCCCCUUUAUGCUCUCCGGACAGCAGCGCUCACUUCCGUCCCGGAAAACUAAACAACAUGGCGUCCAGAGACAGAACCGUGUUCAGGCCCGCGGAGGAAUGAGCCAGCCCGCCCCAGCGGGGGCCCCCACGGCCAGCCCCGGCCCGCCGCUUGCCCCAGCCGGCUCUGCCCAGGCCUGCUGGGCUGCCCUCCGGGCGCUCCUCCCCAGCACCAAGGAGGACCUUCGGCUGGACUUUGGGCCGCGGGUGGAGCGCAGCGUGGGGCAGCUGGCCCAGCGGGCCGCCGGGCUGCUCUACAGCGGGGGGGGCCUGCCGGGGGUCCCCUCCUUCCCCAAGGCUGCCCGAGACGCCUGCCUGCAGACCAGCCAGAUCCUCUGCGACUACGCCUGGGAGAAGCUGAACACCGGCGCGUGGCGAGACGUGGACCGGGGCUGGCGGCGCCUCUACGCCUACGGCUGCCUCUUCCAGGCGCUCUGCCUGUGCCGGCAGGGCGGGGCUUGCGCGGAGGCCGUGCGCGCCUGUGACCUGGGGCUGCUGAUGGGAGCCCCCAUCCUGGACAACGUCUUGGUCAGGGCCGUCGACGUCCUUCAGCAGCACCUGCCCCCCUGCCCCCCAAGGCCGCCGGUGGGGCGAGGCGGAGAGGAGCCCCUUCCGAAGAAAACCCGGACGGGCUUCCCGCCGGCCCCUGCCAUCUCGGCGGACGCGGCUGUCUCGUGUCUCCGCUGCCCGUCCCUGGAGCACUUCCAAGACCAUUACCUGCUCCCUCAGAAGCCCGUGGUUUUGGAGGGGGUGGCUGACCACUGGCCGUGCAUGAAGAAGUGGAGCGUGGAUUACAUCCGCCAGGUGGCGGGCAGUCGCACGGUGCCGGUGGAGCUGGGCUCCCGCUACACAGACGAGGACUGGACCCAAACCCUCAUGACUGUUGAGGAUUUCAUCUGCCAGUACAUCGAGGACGAGAACCACACCGGCUACCUUGCUCAGCACCCACUUUUUGACCAGAUCCCGGAACUGAAGCAGGACAUUGGCAUCCCCGACUACUGCUGCCUGGGCCAAGGAGACGAGGACGAGAUCGCCAUCAACGCCUGGCUUGGCCCGGCAGGGACCGUCUCGCCUCUUCAUCAGGACCCCCAGCAGAACUUCCUGGUCCAGGUCAUGGGACGGAAAUACAUCCGCCUGUAUUCUCCCCAGGAGUCGGCAAAGCUGUAUUCCCACGAGGGGCACCUCCUGCACAACACCAGCCAGGUGGAUCCGGAAGCCCCCGACUUGGCCAAGUUCCCCAAGUUCGAGGCAGCGGCGUCCCAAGCCUGCGUCUUGCGCCCUGGCCAGGUCCUCUUCAUCCCCGCCCGCUACUGGCACUACGUGCGCGCCCUGGACACCAGCUUCUCCGUCAGCUUCUGGUGGUCGUAGCGUCGCUGGAGCCGCGGGCGGUGCUUCCACUCCGCCACCCCCGGGCCGGGGGAGAAGGCGGGCGUUCUUCGCGGAGGACCGGCCCUCCAGCCACAGCUGCCCCGCAGGAGGAGGGGGAGGCUGUCGCCCCCCUCCGCACUCCCCGCAACACUGCACUGCAGCAAGGGGCAAACUGUCGGCACAAGCCCCCGAAUUCAAAUCAAGGGGGUGGGGGCCGGCAGCAGCAGCAGCAGCAGCCUCUCCUCUGCUGCCUCCCUCCGUACAAGGCAGGAAGACGCAAUCCCUUCUUGUCUUGCGAACAAGCACAGGCCCUUUGCACUGCCCAGACAUGCCCCUUGCAGGCUCCUGGGGGAGAGGCAAAGGCACUGGCUGCAAGGCAGGAGAGAUGUCAGCCUGAGGAAGAGGCAGGGCUGCACUCCAAGUCCUGGAACCAGAUCCCCGCACCCCUCCCUUGACCGGCGGCAACUCCCUGCACUUUGCGCGUUCAGCAGAAGUUGCCAGCCCAACCCUGGAGGCCCUGCAGAGCAGAGACCGCUUUUCGGUGAGGCGCUGGGCCCUGCCCCAGGAGUGCCGGCUGCCUCCCAGAGAAGUCUGAUUGCCGGGCAGGGGGGCAGGUCAGCUGCCUGCCUGGUAGACCUUGCAGACUCCUGGGGGCGCAGCUCUCCUUUGCUGCUCCUGCUGUGGCCUGUCGGGAGCUGCCAGCCCAGGCGAUUUGGCUUCUUUCUUGUGGCUCCUCUCUCUGCCCCUUUCAGACCCAGUCACCCUGGUUUGCCCCUUGGAUAAAAUAAACUACCUCUUGAUUUCAUAA
This is a messenger RNA of Hemicordylus capensis (graceful crag lizard), 2298 nucleotides long. RefSeq names its product lysine demethylase 8 (gene KDM8). The coding region runs from base 93 to 1490 and encodes 465 amino acids. NCBI's taxonomy places the organism in Eukaryota, Metazoa, Chordata, Lepidosauria, Squamata, Cordylidae. Gene Ontology annotation, molecular function: histone H3K36 demethylase activity. The record is from RefSeq and is a predicted model, not a curated record. Gene Ontology annotation, cellular component: nucleus. The transcript has 8 exons.